GCCGCCCCGCCGGCGGCGAGAUCCAGGCUUUGCGCCGCCUGCGCAUGGCCUCUGUCGACGCCGCGGGUGACCCCCUCAGCGCCGCCACCUCCGCGACCUCCCUCCUCCUCCGGACCCUUGGCCCCGCCGCCGCCGCCGCAUCCCCCUCCAGGGCACUCCUCGACGGACCGCUGAAACGAUCCAAGGAGCUGAUGGAGCAGGCCAGGCACGUCUUGAAGGAGCGGGGCGACAUCCACAAGCUCUAUCAGGACGACGGACUGGCUGUGAACGGCCAGCAGGGCAGAAGGCCUGGGCUGGACCGCAAGCGGGCUCGAUUCUCCCUCAAGCCCCCCGAAAGCAACCCUCUGCAAAACGUCGACUUCUCUAAGUUGUCAAGCAUCGAGGAUCCGGACGAGUACUUCUCAACCUUGGAUCAGCUUGAAGAAGCUGACAAGGAAAUGAAAAAGCUAAGAGGCGAGGUUCCAACCGAAACAGCAGAUCAUCAUCGCCCUAUGGAACCACCCAAGAAGCGGCCUGGUAUGGCAAGGAGAAAAUCAGUCUAUUCUUACAACUUUAGUGCGGGCAUGGAUACCCCAGAUGUUAUUGAAGCCCCUUCACAGACAGAAACUAUAACAGAAUCUCAGUCCACUCAAGACGACAUGUCUCCUUCAGUUCCUGAAAGAACCAAGCUGCCCGUUCCUUCAAGUUCUAGCCAAUGUGAUAUACCAGAUGUCCCAGCGAGACAAGAUUCAUUUCCUGAGAAGGGUAAAGGUGCUUUGGAUGAAUUAUUGUCAGCAUUCAAAAAUUUGGAUGAAGACGAAGAGGAAAAUCUAAUACGGAAGACGUUAAACAUUAAAGAAAUAAGCAUAGGAAAAGUUUCUCUCCCCGACUUAUUCAACAGUCCUGAUGAUAGGCCUGUAAGCAGCACUACUACAAGGAAACAUCUGACGAGUGGCCAUGCUCCAGAAAUAUCUGUAUCGGGGAGCCACCUCGCUCGAAUUUCAAAAUGGGAGAAACAAAUACUUGGCAAAGACACUCUUAACAAUAAAGCAGAUCUUUCAGAAGACGAUGAAUCUGACAAUUCUCCAGGAACUGUUACAGGUAACCAAUCGUCGAGGCACAGUCCUUAUGAUUCUGUUGUUUCGAUGGGUGGUGAGGCCUCUACUGGAAGGGAGAUCCCAACUUCAAGCACCAAAUCUCCAGAUCAUGUUCUUGAGCCUGUAACAAACAUUCCCAAUGGAGUCUCAACAGAUGAAAGUGAGCCAAGAAGUUCUUCAUUUGGUUUGUGCGUAGAUAGUGAGGUUGCCAAAGAAAAGGAUGCAUCUAGCGGACACAAUGUUUCAUUGGAGGAAAAUGAUCUGCCAAUGGAUCACUCAGUUAUUGAGAGGGAAAAUCAUGAACCAACAAUUUCUUCUCCACAUCUUUUGGAAGGUGAUACGACUGAAGUGCUGGGUAGCGAACAAACAAUUUCUUCUCCUCAUCAUUUGGAAGGUGAUGCGACUGAAGUGCUGGGUAGCGAACCAGGUAGAAAUGCGUCUGCAUUGCAUGGUGAAGAUGAUAAUAUUGAACAUCAGGGAGGGGUUGGAGGGGACGGGCGUGUUCAAGGCGAGCCAGUCCAUCCACCGGAAAUCCCUCCAGACACACACAAUCAAUCUCAUAUUCAGGAUGGAAACAUGGAGAAACGAGCAGUUGAUACAAGCAAUGAACACUCCCUGAGCAUAGAUGGUAAGCAAAAGGCAGUUCAAAAAGGAAAAAACAAGAAGCAGCCAGCCAAGAGAGGAAAAAGAGUUCCAGAUAAGCCAAUCCAGACACCAGAAAUACCUCCAGAAGAUAUCGAUCCACAGAAUGAAUCUCAUAUUCAUGAAGGAAACAUUGAGAAACCAGCAGUUCCUGUAAGCAGCCAACUCAAGGUUGGUAAGCAAAAACAAGCUCAGGAUGGGAAGAGGAAGCAGCCAUUGAGGAGAGGGAAAAGAGGGGCAGAAGAGGCAAGCGACCCGCUGGGAAUACCCCCAGAAAAUUGUGAUACAGAUACUCAACCUCAUAUGCAAGAUACAAACAUUGAGCAACAGACAGUCGGUACAAGGGUUGUACAGUCCCCAAACAAUGGCAACGGGCGAAAGGAAACUCAAAGGAGAAAAAAGAGGCAAGAAUUGCGUGGAAGGAAAAGUCUGACAGCAUUUGGUUUUUCGUGGCAAUCUGGCGUUAGACGGAGCACAAGAAUCCGGUCAAGGCCUUUGGAGGAUUGGCGUGGCGAAAGAUUUCUAUAUGGCCGUAUACAUGAGACAAUGUCCACAGUCAUUGGCAUUAAAGCAUAUUCUCCCAGUGAAGACGGCAAGGCUGCAUUGAAAGUGAAAUCCUUUGUGCCAGAACAAUAUUCAGACAUUGUAGCUCAAGUUGCAAAGUAUUGAGGUUUCUGGCCUUUGACAAGCGCAAGACAGUGCCACUUCGCUACCCUUUGGCAGCGUUUCAGGUGCAUCGUCAUGCUGUACCAUCUAUCUAUGUAGAAGAGCUGCAGUAGGUGGCUCGCACAAUGUAAUGCAACCAUGCUGUAGGCCAUGUGCAAAAGAUGGAUGUACUAGUGUAGAGACGACCAUCAUCUUUACUGUUGUUGGCUGUUUUUAGUGUCAUUUCUGGAUGACAUGGAGGUUAGAAAAUAUGUGUAUUAUCUCUCUUUUCCUGUAUGGCUGGAUUCCCUUCACCGUAUGAUAAAAUUAUUAAUGUUUCCGACUAUCGUCAACAUUUGUGUUUA
Lolium rigidum is the source of this 2728-nucleotide messenger RNA. RefSeq names its product centromere protein C-like. Gene Ontology annotation, cellular component: kinetochore. Lineage: Eukaryota; Viridiplantae; Streptophyta; Magnoliopsida; Poales; Poaceae. Gene Ontology annotation, molecular function: centromeric DNA binding. Gene Ontology annotation, biological process: spindle attachment to meiosis I kinetochore; kinetochore assembly; attachment of mitotic spindle microtubules to kinetochore. The transcript is spliced from 16 exons. The coding region runs from base 45 to 2387 and encodes 780 amino acids. The record is from RefSeq and is a predicted model, not a curated record.